CCAUGAAAUAUUUCAUCCUCACAAUUGCCCUCUUCGCCUCCUUGGCCUUGGCUCAGGAUAAAUACACCACCAAAUACGAUAACAUUGAUUUGGAUGAAAUUCUAAAAUCUGAUCGCCUUUUCAAUAACUAUUAUAAAUGUUUAGUGGAUUCGGGUACCUGCACUCCCGAUGGUCGUGAAUUGAAAAAUACCCUACCCGAUGCCCUGCAAACCGAAUGCAGUAAAUGUAACGAGAAACAAAAGGCUGCUGCCGAAAAAGUAAUUCGUUUCAUUAUCGAUAACAAACCCGAAGAAUGGAAGGCAUUGCAACAGAAAUACGAUCCCGAAAAUGUCUACUAUAACAAAUACAAGGGUGAAGCCGAGAAACGUGGUAUUAAAAUCUAAAUGCCUG
Molecule: messenger RNA, 390 nt
Organism: Musca vetustissima
Lineage: Eukaryota; Metazoa; Arthropoda; Insecta; Diptera; Muscidae
Product: ejaculatory bulb-specific protein 3-like
Exons: 1
Coding region: 3-383 (126 amino acids)
Source: RefSeq, a predicted model, not a curated record